AACAUCUAUUAUAGAUCUUGUAACAAAGAGAGAAUCUAUUUACUAUCUAAAAUCCUCUCUGGUGGCUGAAUUAUGCAGCUGUCUUAUUAGCUCAACUUUUGUUAGUGAGAUCUACCAACAUGUUUUUGUUCCAGAUAUGGGGUCAUUAAGAUAACAGCAAUUAUCACAUGGCCAAUUAUCUCAGCCUGUUAUUAAUUUUUAAUCAAAAGCAGUUCUGCUCAAGGUGUGUUGCGCAUUUUGGAUCUUGAAGUCUACAAUUUAUAGUCAAUCUAUGUAGGCCAUUAAAAAUCUGGUUUUCACAUUCCAUGUGUGUCAGUGUGUUAACAACACAGCCAUUUUACAGGGUCCAAGAAUCAGCAGUGCUCAUGUCAGGGUCAAUGUCCAGUCAACAUGUGACAAUGUUGUCAAGGUCAAGGUCUAGUCAAUGUAUAACAAUGUGGUCAAGGUCUAGUCAACAUGUGACAAUGUGGUCAAGGUCAAGGUCCAGUCAACUUGUGACAAUGUUUUUGACCCUGACUUUAGUCCUGUCUUGUUGUGUUGGUCAGGGAACAACCUUUUCACUAAGUGAGCUCAGUCAGCUAGCAGGAGUAGAUCUCCCAACACUACUGUCUGGCAGUGACUACAAGCUUGUGGGAGAGGAAAUAGAGUUGACCUGUGUACUCAAUCAAAAGGCUUUGGACAACAAUUUUACUUCUGGUGACAUCUUUUUUAUGCACUCUAACAUGACAGCCUACAGCCAGCGCCAGUGUAUUCCUCCAAGCUUUGUCCAUAUAGUCAACACAACAACAUCAACUCUCAGACUUCCUAAUGUCACUCUAGCUAAUGCCGGAGAAUAUUCGUGUUAUGUUGAUACCCUGCCUUGUGGAGCUGGAAGACAAUUGGAGAUGAUUGCUUCUACUGAUGUUCAGGUUCAGUAUGGCCCUCAGAACGUGACCAACAUGAGAUGUGUUGUGUAUGAGAUGGAAACAAUGACUUGCACCUGGCAACAUCCUGUCAGCUACAACAUGAAAAACACAACUGUGUCUGUCUACUAUAACUCAGAUCCUUCCAUGCCCUCAAAUAUAGCUCCAUGUCCCCAACUGAGUACUGAUAGCUGUAUAUGGGAUAGCAACACCUUUCGUUCAGUACCCUACCAUAUUGUGAUCAAUGUUACAAAUAUAGUCAGAAAUUCUACGGCUAGCAGCCACUUUACAAUUGAUGUCAAUCAAAUACUAAAGCUGGCCCCUGUGGAAGGUUUGACCCUCAGUCCAUCUUCAUCUCAAGACUGCUACACCUUGACCUGGACAAGUAAAUCUUUGUUUACUUCAACAUGUAUAAUCAAGCACACAUCUAAGGGACACACAAACAUAAAGGAAAAUGUGGAGGCCAAAAGAUUUGAAUUCUGCGGUCUGAAACCUUAUACCAGCCAUAGUUUCUCUGUGAGUUGUACCCCCAGUGGACUUCAUUCUGGUUUCCCAAGUGAUCCAGCACUUUAUGAAUAUACAACACCAGAGAAAGCCCCUGAUGUGGGACCAAGCAUUACAAAUGGCAGUUAUAAUUCAGUGACAUGCAACACAGGCAGGAAAAACAUAACCGUUUAUUGGAAGCAAGUUCCUGAGUUUGCCAGAAACGGAGUGAUAAAAACCUAUAUUAUUGAUACUGGAAAUAUGACAGAAGAAGUCGAUGCAGGAAAAUUUGAAGCCACAGUUGAAACAGAUUGUAAUACUUCAGUCAUCCAACUUUUUGCUGUUAAUGGAGCAGGACUGUCUACAACUCCUUCAGUACUGCAAAUCUCUAAUUUAACUGUGCCACCAAAUGUUGAGAAAACAUUUUCUGUAUUCCGAAACGAUGAGAACAAGACAUUUCAAGCUGUGUGGGAGUCCAAGAAGGACAAUUCUACCUACAUCAUAUUUUGGUGUUUUAGAACUAGCACUUCAGCAAGUUGCCAGAGUGAAAUGUUUUGGUCUCUAGUUCCUGCAUCCCUGUCAGAUGUGGAGAUUCCAGAACCAAAUCUCAGCCCCUUGAUUCGUGUGGGCAUUUCAGUUUUUGAUGGAAGACAAGCUUCUGGAAUUUUCUGGGCUGAAUGUUCAUACAUACAAAAUCCAAAUACAGUACCUGCCCCAGUAAACCUGGUCGCCAUCCCCAAACAGAGCUCAGCCCUUUUAUACUGGAACCCUGCUGGCUGUGAAGAAAACGCCGUCAAAGUGACAGAAUAUGUAGUCAAGUACAGGAAAGAUGGUGGAAAGGCCAAUGACUACAGCACACAGACUGUACCAGGAGACUGGAACAAUUUUGAGCUGUCUGACCUAGAGACAGACAUAAAUUACACCAUCAGGGUUCAGAGUGUAUCCAACAGCAAGCCUGGAGAGGAGGCUGUUACAUCAGUCAAAAUCAGCCCACCAGAUGACAGUUCGAUAAAAGUCAUCAUAGUCUCUGUUAUUGUCCCUGUUUCUGUCAUUUUAUUGGGAGUGCUGGCCUUUUAUUGUGUGAGAAAGACUUUACAAUCAAGGGCAAAGUUUAAAGAUUUAUCUAGCAACCCCUCAUUGGAAGUUGAUGAAGGUGUAGCUCUGAGAUCUGUCAGUACUGAGUCAUCCAGCACAUCAGACCAAGCCACACACAGCACAGCUCAACUUAUCCAGCAGUCUGUCAGACAAGGUAUCCAGCAGUCUGUCAGACAAGGUAUCCAGCAGUCUGUCAGACAAGGUAUCCAGCAGUCUGUCAGACAAGGUAUCCAGCAGUCUGUCAGACAAGGUAUCCAGCAGUCUGUCAGACAAGGUAUCCAGCAGUCUGUCAGACAAGGUAUCCAGCCGUCUAGCAGAGCUCAGCUCAUACAGAAUCAGGCAUACAACCCAGUCCAGACCAACAGUUCAUCCCCUACACAUUCCUUCAGACUGGUGACAGCUAACAACCAUUUCAUUGAGCCCAUUGAAUCCAUUGAAUCCAUUCCUCCCAUUGAAUCCAUUCCUCCCAUUGAAUCCAUUCCUCCCAUUGAAUCCAUUCCUCCCAUUGAAUCCAUUCCUCCCAUUGAAUCCAUUCCUCCCACUCAAUCCAUUCCACAUCCAGUCCAGGAUUCUGAUAAUCCAAACAGUUCUUCGGGUGCUGACAUGGAGCAAUAUUUGAAAAUGUACACCAAACCAGACACUAGCCAGGAAUCUGCUGGCCCACAAACACAUGUCAACACUGCUCCACCUGCUCCAGCUGUCCAUGUGGUCAUGCAUGUGGCAGCUGGUGCGUUACCUCAUGGACCAGCUACAGCUGAAUGUGAAGAUUACAUGCACAUAACAAUGGAGGAUGUGGACAGAUCUCUGGAUGUCACUGACCUCUCAGCCAUCUCACCACCUGUUGUUGGACAUACAGCACAGGUGACAUCAGCACAGGUGACAUCAGCACAGGUGACAUCAGGACAGGUGACAUCAGCACAGGUGUCAUCAGCACAGGUGACAUCAGGACAGGUGACAUCAGCACAGGUGACAUCAGGACAGGUGUCAUCAGCACAGGUGACAUCAGGACAGGUGACAUCAGCACAGGUGACAUCAGGACAGGUGUCAUCAGCACAGGUGACAUCAGGACAGGUGACAUCAGGACAGGUGACAUCAGCACAGGUGUCAUCAGCACAGUCAUUAUCUAACCCCAGCAUAUCACCUACACAAUUGCAACCAUCAGACAACCUGUAUGUUGCUCUAUUACCAGCACUACCAUCAGACCCACAAAACAUAACAAACAGACCCCCAGUUAUAGACCCACAAAACAUAACAAACAGACCCCCAGUAAUAGACCCACAAAACAUAACAAACAGACCCCCAGUUAUAGACCCACAAAACAUAACAAACAGACCCCCAGUAAUAGACCCACAAAACAUAACAAACAGACCCCCAGUUAUAGACCCACAAAACAUAACAAACAGACCCCCAGUUAUAGACCCACAAAACAUAACAAACAGACCCCCAGACCCACAAAACAUUACAAACAGACCCCCAGUAAUAGACCCACAAAACAUAACAAACAGACCCCCAGUUAUAGACCCACAAGACAUAACCCACAGACCCCCAGUAAUAGACCCACAAAACAUAACAAACAGACCCCCAGUUAUAGACCCACAAAACAUAACAAACAGACCCCCAGACCCACAAAACAUAACAAACAGACCCCCAGUAAUAGACCCACAAAACAUAACACACAGACCCCCAGUAAUAGACCCACAAGACAUAACCCACAGACCCCCAGACCCACAAAACAUAACCCAAGGACCCCUAGCUUUAGACCACCCUGAUUAUCUGCCCAUUCCCCCUACUGGGUUUGUAAAUCAAGGGCAACAAGCAGCCAACUCUUCUGAUAGUUUCAACUCUUUCCAUUCCUCUACAGACUCAUCAGUUAGCUCCUUUGGUCAUUUGGAUUAUGUGUGAAGGUUUUUUCUUAUAUAAAUCAAUGGUACAUGAUCAUUUUAUUUAUUUGUGAAAUGUUUGGUACAUCUAUCAAUUGUACAUGGUUAUUAUAACUGUUUGUGUAAUAUUGGUACAUCUAUCAAUUGUACAUGAUCAUUUUAACUAUUUGUGAAGUUUUUUUGUUAGAUAAAUCAAUUGUAUAUGAUCAUUUUUUACGCAUUUUUACUGAGUCAAACAAAAGUCAUUUAUCUACAUGAUUAAUACAACUGAAUUCAUGUUUUUACAUUUACAAGAAUUGAACAUUGAAAGGACAUGUGUUUCUAUACAUGCAGUUUCUUGCUAGAAUGUUCACACUUUGCGAUGCCUUUGUUGUUGUAUAUUUUCUUGUUGGUUUUACACAUAUCACUCUGUGCAAUAUUUAUUUGUAGAUCAGAUUCAUGAGCUAGUCAUCAUUUCAAUAUUUUACAUCCAGUUCAUCACAAAACAGGUUUCUUUCAUCCACUGGUGCUAAAGUGGGCGGAAUAUUGAUUGCAUCUAGUCCAUCACAAAGGUGGUUUAUGAACUCACUGAAUCAUUGUAAUGUUAAUUUUACUGUUGAAAGUUUACUUUGUGGUUUGUGAAUACUUUCUUAAUGAGUGUUUUUAUGGAAGAAUGGAAUGUCCAUUGAAUAUGAUGGGGAGGGGUAGGAUGAUGUGUGCUUGAUCUUCUAUCUAAACCAGCCUGGGGUAGGAUGAUGUGAGCUUGAUCUUCUAUCUAAACCAGCCUGUGUAUUCUUACAGCUGCCUGGUUUCCUUCAGACUACUGAUGAAAAUUAAACCUUGACCUUCAGACUACUGAUGAAAAUUAAACCUUGACCUUCAGACUAAUGAUAAAAAUUAAACCUUGACCUUCAGACAGCUGAUGAAAAUUAAACCUUGACCUUCAGACAGCUGAUGAAAAUUAAACCUUGACCUUCAGACUACUGAUGAAAAUUAAACCUUGACCUUCAGACUACUGAUGAAAAUUAAACCUUGACCUUCAGACAGCUGAUGAAAAUUAAACCUUGACCUUCAGACUAUUGAUG
This is a messenger RNA of Physella acuta, 5424 nucleotides long. RefSeq lists its product as uncharacterized. Lineage: Eukaryota; Metazoa; Mollusca; Gastropoda; Physidae. The record is from RefSeq and is a predicted model, not a curated record. Gene Ontology annotation, molecular function: protein binding.